This is a messenger RNA of Camelina sativa (false flax), 1452 nucleotides long. RefSeq lists its product as uncharacterized. Lineage: Eukaryota; Viridiplantae; Streptophyta; Magnoliopsida; Brassicales; Brassicaceae. The record is from RefSeq and is a predicted model, not a curated record.
CUAUACAUAACGAAAUCAACGAGAAAAAUUCUGGAUCGGAGAGCUGCGAAGCCUGGGAAUUUUCUUUGUACCCUCCCUUCGUUCUUCUCUGAUCUCGAAUUCCACAUACCAAAUCUCGCUUCUCCCGAUUUUGAUUUCUUUCUUAUUAUCACUAUGUUCGGAUAACAAAAUCCCCCACCUUCCCUCCAAAACGUUGUCUUCUCUGUAAAAAACCCACUUUGUCGUAACCAAAUCUAGGGUUUUCUCGAGUUCGCUUUCUCUUGUGAUCGUGAGAUGUCUCGGUGUUAUCCGUUUCCACCACCUGGUUAUGUACUGAAAGAAAUCAACAAGGAUAAGUAUCUGAUCGAAUCGAUCAAGGGGGCAAAGGAGGAGGUUAAGAAAGAUAGAAAACACAAGAGGAAGGAUAAAAAGAGAAAGGAGAGGGAAACUGAGGCGGGUCGAAGCAGAAACCACAGGCAUAAGAGACGGCGCAAAGAUGAAGGCAAAAAAUUAACUAACAGUGAGGUCGAGUUCUUAGAGAAGAGCUGCCAGACAGUGGAACUUGAGGUUCAGUCAUCGUCUCAGAAUUCUUGUGAUAGCACUCUUCAUAGCAAUGAGAGACCAAAACAAAUUCAGAGUCAGCCCCUUGAUGGUAGGCAUAACGACUCUGGUGAGUUUGUUUGUGUUUACUUGUUGUUGGGUCUGUUUGCUUAUGGUGUCAUUCUUUCUUGGUUUGAAGAAACCGCCUUACGGACCCGGUUACCUGACAAGGAUCCUGAGGCUAGGGUGAUGAUGUCCAACAAGGAUCAAAAACAGCGGGUUUCCCGGGAAAUGUUAGAUGCUUCUCAGGCUGCUGCUCCAGAGGAGUCUGUUGGUCAUCCUUAUUCCACCACACAAGAUGCUUUUAGGGUCUGUCAAGAGAAUAGAAGAGAUCCGUCGAGAGACAUCACUACAGAGCCAUCAUCAUCUUUACGGACUCAUCCAGAACAAGAGAAACCGUCCUCUAGUCAUCAGGAAACCAUUGGACCUUCGAAGCUAUCAUGCAGGAAAUGCCCUCCUUCUAUGGCCGGGCAGUUCUUGAAUCUCAUCGAGAACUGGACUCCUGAUCGUGUUGAGAGCAAGCUCACUGACUCUGAAGAUCAAGAAUGGUGGUUGUUGAUCAAGUUUGGAGCCAAAAGGCAACAAGUUAACAACCAGAAAUCCAACCAGGGAAGUAGUUCGAUGGUGUGGCCAACUGCUCGAUUUCUUCCGGAAGCCGAACUACACGCAUUGCCAUUCACUGUCCCGUUCUGAUUUCAGCAAAGCUGGUCGAGAGAGUGGUUAACAUGACCAACAAAUAGUUUUAUUCCUAUGUAUGAUUAGAUUAGCCUUAAGACUGAAAACUCAGAAUUAUAUAUGUGAUUCUUUGUAGAUAUACUGGUAAUAUAGUAAAUCAUUAUUAUGUGAAUAAUAUAUAUCUGCCGGUAGACUAUA